GCAGGGCUCUGAUGGAGAUUCAUUGAAUUUUUAUUUAUAAAAAGACGUGAAGAAAAAAGUUCUAACGAAAAACUAAACUAUUAAUAAAACGGAAACUGUUAAUUAAAAAACGCACAUUAGUAGCUGAAAUAAAGUGUAAUAAAAUAAUUAACACAACUCUGAAGAUUUUGCCUACAGAGGAGUUGCAGUGAAACCUCGCAAGAACAAAAAAUUUAAUAGAAAAUGACAAUGAAAAAACAAUUACGUCUGCUAGCUAAACCCUAUUAUUGGGUUAAUAUCUUAAUGGCCCUGUCCUAUUUAAUAGCCAAAAAGACGAUACCUAUUUGUUCAAGGAUAUUCAAGCAUCGCGGCGAAGAUGAAAUGUGUGAUCUGGAUAGUCGAGAAACUGAGAUUUUAUUCUUUCUACUAAUUGUGAUAAUGAUAAGAAGUCGCAAAACGGGUAGUGUUACUAUGAUCAACUAUUUAUCCUCUUCAUUCUUGUAUACCAAAGUAGCAAAUGCCAUCCUGUGGGCUUAUAGCGAUUUCCGUUAUGGUUUGGGCUUUUUGCUAUUGUGUGUGCUAGUGGGUAUGCUACUGCCGGAGCCCACCUACAAGGGACCUGAACAUAUAACUUACUUCCGUACAGCACAAUCGUUUGAAGAUGAGCUGGCCCGUGAUAAACGUAUCAAUUGGUUGAUUUGCUUUUAUACGGUGUGGAAUCCCAGUUGUGUCAAUUUUGCUCCCAUAUUUGCCGAACUAUCGGCAGAAUACAAUUUGGAUAAUUUGAAAUUUGGUAAAAUUGAUAUUGGACGUUUUCCCGAAAUGGCUCAAAAGUAUCGCAUAUCCGAUAGCAGUUUCUCACGUCAGUUACCCACUGUUAUAUUGUUCCAGAAUGGCAAAGAGUCAGAACGUCGUCCCAUGGCUGAUGCUAAGGGUAAAUUACAGAAAUUUUUCUUUUCAUCGGACAAUGUUAGAGCCGCUUUUGGUUUGAACAACUUGUACAAACAAUGUGUAGAGAAUCCUAUACCUGCAAAGGGCGCUGUAAAACAAAAUGCUGCUGCUAUUAAAAAGUCUCAAUAAAAUAAUUUUUUGGAGGAAAAUACAUCAUAUAACUUGAAUAUCGUCA
Molecule: messenger RNA, 1105 nt
Organism: Lucilia sericata (common green bottle fly)
Lineage: Eukaryota; Metazoa; Arthropoda; Insecta; Diptera; Calliphoridae
Product: thioredoxin-related transmembrane protein 2 homolog
Exons: 1
Coding region: 223-1059 (278 amino acids)
Cellular component (GO): membrane-bounded organelle
Molecular function (GO): disulfide oxidoreductase activity
Source: RefSeq, a predicted model, not a curated record